Messenger RNA from Ambispora gerdemannii, 360 nucleotides. NCBI's taxonomy places the organism in Eukaryota, Fungi, Glomeromycota, Glomeromycetes, Archaeosporales, Ambisporaceae. The record is from the annotation of a GenBank genome assembly.
AUGAAUUCUCAAUGCAAUCGCUUUCUCAUAUUUCUUAUUGUAAUUUGUUUACCCACGGUCUUUGGAUUACCUAUUGUCGACCUCAAAGCAACGAUCGAAUUACCUACUGAAGGCGCCAACACGGAUGGUACUGUAACCGUAACUGGAUGGAAGCCUGAAAUUGUAACUGAUGCAGAAGACACCUGGGUAAGAACAACUUUGCGUAUUAAAAAUUUUAAUACUAAAAAAAGGACUAAGAGUCAUAGCACCUGUUACUAUGAAUUUUAUGACUCUGAUUCAGAUACAUCUAGGUCAUCCAGUUCUGAUACUCUGUCCGAUUCAGAAUAUGAACCCGAUCCAGCAAUAAAAGAAUUAUUAUAG